AUCUGGAACUAGUAGGCUGAAAAAAUCCAAGAUGGCCGACCACGAAGGAGUGGAAAGCGAAGAAAAUAUUAUAGAUGUCGAAAAAAUCGAGGAAAAAAUCUCCUUAACCCCACCAGAGGAGUGCGGAAUGUUUGCAGAACAUGAAGCAUUAACAUUAAAACUUGAAGAACAAGGCAGCGAUGUGGAGUCAACAAAUGAAAGCAAUGGAAAUUCGAAUGACAACACGGUCACUGGCAAGAUGGGCAAAGGACGUGGCCAUUGGCGCCGAGGAAAGAAAACUAAGUUGGGCUAUCGUUGUACUAAUAAUUUAAAGGUAUGAAAUAAUUAUACCACUUAAGAGAAAUAUCUAUUUUAGAAACAGCUGUUGUAAAUAUGAAUGAUUUAAUACAAAGUGACUGGAUGACCGGCAGCCGGCUAUCUAUAGUAAACUAAAAAAUGCUGUGCUGAGUCGUUAUAUUACUACCUUAAAAAAAUAAGCAGAAACUCGACGUUUCGAGCAAAGGCCCUUCGUCAAGAGUUAGUAGCCAUAUAACCACUCAGCACAGCAUUUUCACAUUGGUACUACCAACACUGGUACAGACAGUUUUAGUAUAUCUAGUAAACUGCCGGCUAUAUAAUGACUAUACUGUAGUUACAUAUAAACACAUUUGUUUGCACUAGUUUUACCGAGCUUGCCGUUAGCGCAUAUGGCAAAGGCGUUGCGUGCGGAGAGUGAAACCCAGCCGGGGUCGGGUUGUAUUUUUAACAUCUGACUUAGCAUAUUUUUUUCUUAAAAUUUUUCCAACUUUUUCUACACCUUUUUAACUCUCAAAAGGUCAGGUUAGGGGUUAGGGUUAGAGGAAGGUUUGGGGUUAGGGAACGGUUUAUCUUAUAAAAAUUCAACUUUCAUAUAUAGCCGGCAGUUUACCAGAUAGCCAGCUGCCGGUCAUGUAGUUACUUCGGAUUUAAUAUGUAUCCUAGGAGGAUCACAAGCAGCCGUUAUUUGGUGUGACAUUUAAUUGCAACUUUGAUGAAAGUGCAGAGGACCCGUUGAUUUUUGCAACUGUUGGAAGUAACAGAGUAAGUGCCUAUGUGACGUCUGUUAAGAAGGAUGAAGAUCAAGGAUUUGACAAUUAUAUUAAUAUGUGGUAAUUUUUUCAUAAGGCAUCCAUAUAUCAAUGCAAAGAUAAAGGAGAGAUCAAAUUACUUCAAGCCUAUGUUGAUGCUGAUGUAUCCUUAUAAUUAGUUCCAAACUGUUCAAGUAAACUAACUUUAUCAAUUCUAAACUGUUUCUAUGAUCUAUCAAUUUUAAACCAUAUAUUUAGCAAUAGACAAUUACAUAGUGGUAUAGACUUAACUGAUUUAAAAUUUAGCCAGAUGAAAAUUUUUACACAGCAGCAUGGUCAUUCAUUUUGGAUUCAGGCGAACCAAUUCUUGCCAUAGCUGGUUCACGAGGAAUUAUAAGAAUUAUCAGGUGUGUACUCAACCAUCUUUUAUUAUCGAAUGAAUAAUAAAUAAUUAACCCAUUGAGUGGCAGCACUCUCCACUUGAUGAGAAAAAUAGUCUGGCAUUAGACAGAUCGAGUAAAAUAUUAAAGUAGGGUGUGUUGCCACUUAAAGGGUUAAGAGGAUUCAUUGGUUAACCCAUUGAGUGGCAGCAUCUCCACUUGACGAGUAAAAUCGUCUGGUGUUAGACAGAGUAAAAUACUAAAGUAGAGUGCAUUGCCACUUAAUCAGAUAUUUAAUCAGAUUUUGAGAGGGGGUACCCGCUCGUAUAUUUUAAGUAAUGAUUAUUUAAUCUUUUAUUUUGUAGUGCUUUUACAAUGCAGUGUUCAAAGGUAAAAUAAUGAGUAAUCUUAUUGUUUAUUCUCUAAGGUUUUUGGUUGCCAGUGCUUAUCUCGUGAGCAAUUGGAUAAAUUAAUUGAAACUUUUUCUGUUUUAGCAUUUUCUAGGUCACGGUAGUUCUGUCAAUGAGCUUAAAUUUCACCCAUUAGAUCCUGAACUGUUGCUGUCCGUUAGUAAAGGUAUCUCUUCAUUACUUCUACCUACAGCCAGAUCUGAAGGGGGGUGCUUGCCGACCCUUGCCGACCCUCAGUUCAGGACACUUCCCCCUUUUAACCCCCCCCCCCCCACCAUUUGUUUUGUUCCCCCACCCCCUGCACCCCAGUAAAACCAUCCCUGGCAGGUUGACCGCCAUGUGCUCCAUGCUAAUGCUUAAUGAAGGCCAACUAUCUGCUAUGGUGGAUUCUUGCACUUCACUUGGUGGAAUUCUGGUGCAGGAAUCGCAGGGCCGUAGGUUCAAUUCCUACCAGAGGACCUUGUGCUGCAUUUUUUGCAGUCAUUCCUGGUUAGGUCUUAAAAUGUAUAUAUUCUCACUUGGAUUACAAACCCUAACAUUCAACUAUCUGCUAAACUCUUUCAGAUUAUGCAUUACGUUUGUGGAAUGUGAGAACAGAAGUGUGUGUUCUGAUGUUGGCUGGAGUUGAAGGACAUAGGGAUGAAGUGUUGAGUGGGGUAAGUUUAGAUUUUAUUUCAAAUGAUGAGAGCUCAAUAUUACAGAGUUUUAGCAAGCAAGGUUUUUGAAAACACUGAGGUCACACAUACAUAAUUUAGUUGUUAAUUAUUAAGCUUCUUGUCUGAAUCAAGAUUCAAGGACAGCAAUAUGUGCUUCAUGAGUGUUUACUUUCCAUUAAUUUUAGGAUUUUGAUAUUUUGGGAACAAGAAUUAUUUCCUGUGGAAUGGAUCACUCUUUGAAAAUCUGGUCUCUAGAUGAGGAGAAAAUUAAAAAGGUUCCAACAUGAAUGAUUUAUUCACUUGUCUGACUAAAAUUUCCCCUCACACAUGGGGAGAGUGCUUCUGGUUUGACUUCACCAAACACUGCAGGUCUUAGCCACUUUCAUGGGCGUACCGGGCGGGGGGGGGGCAGCCCCCCCCAGUUUGUUGUGCAGUCAGGCAAUAUUCGUUGAACAGUCUGGCAAUUUUGGUGUAUUAAAAAAAGAAAUGAGACAAAUUCUGUCAAUUUUGUGGUCAAUUUUGUGAUGUUUCCAAAAUUUUUGUUAGGUUCCGGAAAAUUUUGGUAUGUGCAGAAAAAAUUUUUGACCCCUAAAAUGGUACACUGACCAAAAUUUUUUUGGCGACGGGGGGGGGGGGGCAAAAUCCAAAAAAGUCGGGCAAAUUUCUCUCCGGCCCCCUAAAUUUUUCCUUCCGGUACGCCCAUGGCCACUUUAGUGUCUUUCUGUAAUACUGGAUUGAUAAAAUAUGGCCCUUGAUGGACCUCUAGGGAGAACUUGUUUAGAACUGAUGGGGUUAUCCAGUAUAAAAAAACGAAAACAAAAAAAAACCUGAAAAUGAAAAAACAUGAAAAUGAAAAAAGAAAAGAAAAAAAAAUGAAAAUGUUUACAAUUUGUAAAAAAUGUUUACAAAAUGUUUAAGAAUGAAAAUGUUUACAAUUUUCGGAGUAUCUAUUGUUUUGUGUUUUAUUAAAAUAUCCAGUAUAAAAAAGUUAGUUUAGUUUAGGUUUCCUCCUGUAGUAACACUGGCAGGAUAAGGGCUGGUCAUUACUGGACCUCUAGGAAGAACAGUUUAGAACUGAUUGAUCUAUCCAGUAUAAAUAAAGUUAGUUUAGUUUAUGUUUCCUCCUGUAGUAACACUGGAUCAAUAAGAGAUGAUCCUUACUGGACCUCUAGGGAGAACAGUUUAGAACUGAUAGAACUAUCCAGUAUAAAUAAAGUUAGUUUAGUUUAGUUUUCCUCCUGUAGUAACACUGGAUCAAUAAGAGAUGAUCCUUACUGGACCUCUAGGAAGAACAGUUUAGAACUGAUAGAACUAUCCAGUAUAAAUAAAGUUAGUUUAGUUUAGGUUUCCUCCUGUAGUAACAUUGGAUAAAUAAAAGAUGAUCCUUACUGGACCUCUAGGGAGAACAGUUUAGAACUGAUAGAGCUAUCCAGUAUAAAUAAGGUUAACUAAGUUUAGAUUUUCUCCUGAAAUAAUCCUAGAUCAAUAAGAGAUGACCUCCACUGAACAUCUGGGAGAAGCUGAGAACUGAUAGAGUAACUUAACGUUGUCGAGUAUAAAUAAAAUUAGUUUAGUUUAGGUUUCCUCCUGUAGUAACAUGCUGGUCAUUACGUGACCUCUAGGAAGAACAGUCCAGUAUAAAGUUGGUUCUUUAAGUUCAGUCUUUUUCUUUUGUCUGUUUUUUUUUUCUAACUAUAGUUGUUAUUCAUUUCUUAGACGAUAGAAGAUGCAGCAUUAUACAACAACGCAAAAUCGACAAAAUCAUUUAAAACUUUACAAAUACAUUACCCCAAGUUUACAACAAGAGAUAUUCACAGAAAUUAUGUUGACUGUGUCAGAUGGCUUGGCGAUCUUGUAUUAUCCAAAGUAAGCCAAGUUUCCUACAUGUAACUUAAAGUAAUUACUGAGCUUAUGAUUUUCAUUUUUGACGCUGAUUAUCAUUGAUGCUGUAAAAUUGACGCCAUAUUUAUACAGCAAUAUAAGCAAAAUAUAGUUUCACAGCUUUUCAAUCAUUUUAGAAAGCUAGAAAAAAUUACUACCCAUGAAGUGAAUAGCGCUACGGGAAAAUUUGUUUCUCAACUCAAACAAAAUUUGUCAAAAUAACUGUUUGACUCCCGCUCCGAGUUUUGUGUAAUUGUAAAUGUUUUUUCUUUAGUCUUGUGAGAACUGCAUUGUCUGUUGGAAACCAAAAAAAAGUCUUGAAGAAGUAUUCGCAAAG
Molecule: messenger RNA, 4710 nt
Organism: Paramuricea clavata
Lineage: Eukaryota; Metazoa; Cnidaria; Anthozoa; Malacalcyonacea; Plexauridae
Source: the annotation of a GenBank genome assembly